CUCUCUUUCUCUCUUUUUCACAACUUCGCCAUUCAUCAUCAUCGUCACUGUCGUCGUCGUCGUUGGUCGUCAUCAAGUCGUUUCAUUGUCGUCGUCGUCAUCGUCGUCAUAGUCGUUACUACGCUGUCACCAACAACGUGGCAACAACAGCAACAACAAAAGCAACUAUAAAACCGGAAUGAAGAAGAUUCUGGUGAUCGUGAUCAAGAUGAUCAAAAUGAUCUCCAAGAUCAUCAUGCUCAGCCGGUAUCACAACUUCCGGUGCUACAAGCAGCUGCGGCUGUACAAGUGGAUUAUCGUGUUAAUGCUGGUGGCGAACUCGGUGAUGGUGUGUCUGGCCGGAUACAACGAGAAGAAAUUGCUGCAUGACCUGCUGGAUCCCUACAACACCCUGGAGCGGCCGGUGGUCAACGAAUCCGAUCCGCUGCAGCUCAGUUUCGGACUGACGUUGAUGCAAAUUAUUGACGUGGACGAAAAAAAUCAACUGCUCGUUACUAACAUAUGGUUGAAGCUAGAAUGGAAUGAUAUGAAUUUAAGGUGGAACACAUCGGACUAUGGUGGUGUCAAAGAUCUACGAAUACCACCGCAUCGAAUUUGGAAACCAGAUGUUUUGAUGUACAACAGUGCUGAUGAAGGCUUUGAUGGCACAUAUCCAACAAAUGUAGUCGUGCGUAAUAAUGGUUCUUGUUUAUAUGUGCCACCAGGAAUCUUCAAAUCAACAUGUAAAAUAGAUAUAACGUGGUUUCCAUUUGAUGAUCAAAGAUGUGAAAUGAAGUUUGGUAGUUGGACAUAUGAUGGUUUCCAGCUAGAUUUACAGCUGCAAGAUGAAACGGGUGGGGAUAUCAGUAGUUUCGUGACGAAUGGGGAGUGGGACCUGCUGGGUGUCCCUGGGAAGCGUAACGAAAUCUACUACAACUGCUGUCCGGAGCCUUACAUAGAUAUCACAUUUGCCAUCAUCAUUCGGCGGCGGACGUUGUACUAUUUUUUUAAUUUGAUCGUCCCGUGCGUGCUGAUAGCGUCGAUGGCACUGCUCGGAUUCACACUACCGCCGGAUUCCGGAGAAAAGUUAUCAUUAGGUGUAACAAUUUUAUUAUCAUUGACUGUAUUUUUAAACAUGGUUGCUGAAACAAUGCCAGCCACGUCGGAUGCUGUUCCACUUUUAGGCACAUAUUUUAACUGCAUCAUGUUUAUGGUUGCAUCAUCCGUUGUUUCAACAAUUUUAAUUUUAAAUUAUCAUCAUAGAAAUGCGGACACACACGAAAUGUCUGAUUGGGUUAGAAUCAUAUUUUUAUAUUGGCUGCCAUGUAUUUUAAGAAUGAGCCGACCGGGUAGAGCAUUAUCGGAGGAAUAUCCGACAACGCCAACGUCGGAUAGUUCCGAACGGAAAACGCACAUACAGGACGUCGAACUGAAAGAGCGAUCAUCGAAGUCGUUACUAGCGAACGUAUUAGAUAUAGACGAUGACUUUCGUCACAACUGUAGACCACUAACCCCCGGAGGUACACUGCCACAUAAUCCAACAUAUUUCAGGACUGUUUAUAGUAGCGAUGAUGGGAGUAUGGGACCGAUCGGAAGCAAUCGAAUGCCAGAUGCAAUUGCGCCACCACACACGUGUUUCACAUCAUCCGCUGAUUACGAACUAGCUUUAAUAUUAAAAGAGAUACGUUUUAUCACCGAUCAGAUACGAAAAGAGGACGAGGACAGCGACGUCGCCAAGGAAUGGAAAUUCGCAGCAAUGGUAGUUGAUAGAUUGUGCCUUAUAAUUUUCACGUUUUUCACAAUAGUGGCAACCGUAGCUGUUCUAUUUUCGGCACCACACAUCAUCGUUUCGUAGCCACAUGGAAAAGGUUAUUGUUAUUGGUUUUAUCAUAAAAUCAAUUUGUUAUUCAUUAAAUUAUUGUCGAGACUUUUUAAAUAAAUUUCAAACCAACAAGUGAACAACAUUAAGCAAAACAAAAGGGGUAGUGUGUAAUCAGAGAAAAUUGGAGGAAACGCAAAAAAAAAUGGAGAAAAGAUUAUUAAGGAAACAUUGAAGCAAACAAAAGCGGAACAGCGAAAUGGUGCUGCGUUAGAACGAAAAUACAGAAAAAAAAAAUAAAAAAAAAUAAGAAAAAAAACGCUAGAAAAGUGAAGAAAAUCGGUAAAACAAAACAAACAAGCACAACAACCGAAAGUAAAAAAAAAAAUCGAAACAAGGAAAAGGCAAAGUUUUUUGACAAUUAUUGCGUCUAGCAUUCCAUUUAUUCGAUCGAGUCAUUUCCACCGAAAAUCUCCCAUCCAUAGGGAGUUAGAAAAUCAGAAUACACUUCAGAUCAAUCUUUCGUUUAUGGAGUUUAAAAAAUCGCGAAAAACCAAUAUAGCUGCUGAUAAGUUCCCAUCGCUAGUGAGUAUUAAUUUAAGCGCAAACGGAAAAUCGUCGAGUUUGUUUGGGGCGGUUAUAUAUUUUUUUCGGGACGUAGAAAUUUUGCUAGCAGUCUAGAGUCAGGAUCGUCAAAAGCAAUAAGACGCAAGCAGUAUGCAGCCCAACUCUAUACUAACAGAGACACAGGAAACGAACCAUCGGAGACGUCAGAGGAUGCAGCUGGAUGCGGAUUGCAGUUUGCGUUGUAUGUCUUGGAUUAUUUGAGGUUUGCUAAGUGGAAACUGUUUCACGAGGUUCAAAAAGCUUAACAAAAUUCUGAAAAUUUUAAUUAACUCAGAUGUCUUUUCCAAAAACGUGUCACCGAGAAUUAGAAUGGUCACAAUUUGUUUCAUGGAUUAUCUUGUUGGAUGUGUUGCACCAGAAAUUUCGGGAGCAGUUACUUUGAAGAACAACACAACAACAACUCUGAUCUGAUGUUCUUUACAUUGUUUUAAUGGAAUUAUGAGAGCAAUCCAGGAUGAACAGGAGUACUCUAAAAAAUCUGAGAAUAUUCCCAAGAAUUACAAAAAUUUCCUCUUGAAAUACCCUGACAGUUGUGACUGAUUGAAAAUCAGUGGGCUGUAUUAGAAUUUAUGCCAAGACAACUUCAAGUAUUAGUACAAGACACAGAAACAGUCUGUACAUUGUAGACGAAAUACGCGUAUCUGUCAAGGAUGAGCAAAUAAGGUAGUGGAAUUAAAUGGAAACUACUAAUACUUCUCUCUCACUCAAUACAAGACAACUUAUUAAAAAGAUUGGUAACUCGUCCAUAGUUCUAGGGACAUAUACUCGAUCAAUGAGAGUAACUCAGAGAGGGAGAGAAUCACUUCUACUCAGUUGUAUGAGAAAUUUACAUCAUGAUUUAUUCUGAAUGGACGGGUAAGUAACCACACUUAGACAUAUACAAAUUAGCAAAUACGAUAAACUCUUUUUUGUGCUUGAUGUCUUCGCUAUCAAAUUCGUUCGGAGUUUUGACCACUGAGCAGCAGAUGUCGCAAUUGUGCCCGUCUAAUAGUGUUUGCAUAUGAAAGCCAAAAACAUUCCAACACAUCUAACGCACUGUACAUUAGAGCAAGGCAUAGCCCUUAAAAGAACAUCACAUGAAAAAAAACACAGAGUCUAUCGUCAACGCCGACCACAGACGAUACC
This is a messenger RNA of Ochlerotatus camptorhynchus, 3550 nucleotides long. RefSeq names its product neuronal acetylcholine receptor subunit alpha-7-like. The record is from RefSeq and is a predicted model, not a curated record. Gene Ontology annotation, biological process: monoatomic ion transmembrane transport; regulation of membrane potential; nervous system process. The transcript is spliced from 13 exons. NCBI's taxonomy places the organism in Eukaryota, Metazoa, Arthropoda, Insecta, Diptera, Culicidae. Gene Ontology annotation, cellular component: synapse; plasma membrane; postsynaptic membrane. Bases 179 to 1834 code for a protein of 551 amino acids. Gene Ontology annotation, molecular function: acetylcholine-gated monoatomic cation-selective channel activity; transmembrane signaling receptor activity.